This is a messenger RNA of Cygnus olor (mute swan), 10631 nucleotides long. It is a transcript of the gene KLF12, whose product is annotated as Kruppel like factor 12. Gene Ontology annotation, molecular function: RNA polymerase II cis-regulatory region sequence-specific DNA binding; DNA-binding transcription factor activity, RNA polymerase II-specific. Gene Ontology annotation, biological process: regulation of transcription by RNA polymerase II. The transcript has 10 exons. NCBI's taxonomy places the organism in Eukaryota, Metazoa, Chordata, Aves, Anseriformes, Anatidae. Bases 347 to 1582 code for a protein of 411 amino acids. The record is from RefSeq and is a predicted model, not a curated record.
CGGGUAAGUCAGCGGCCAGCGCCGCGCUUCCCCCCGCUGCUGCUGCCCCCAUUCAUUUCCCCGCAGCGGCGGCCGGCCGCCGGGGAGAGCCUCUGCCCCGGCCCCCGGGAGAGAAGGGGGGACGGGCAGACGGAGCCUGGCGGACAGACGGACAGACAGAGCCGGGGGGACCCCGAGUCGGGGGAAGGAGGCGGCUGCUCUGCGGCUCCUGCUCAGGGUGGCCUUGGUGAGUUUGGAAGAAGCUGCGCCUUGUCUUCAGGAAGUUGGAUGUGACUCAAGGCCUGUGGAAGGGAUUACAGAAGUGAUUAAAGUGGAUUAAGGGACGAAUGGAUGACUGAAUAUUCAUAUGAAGAGGAAAGCCAUAAAAGACAUCAACGCCUUUGAAAACAGAAUGUUAAUGCUUGAUGGGAUGCCGGCAGUCAGAGUUAAAACAGAGCUGCUGGAAUCUGAGCAAGGGUCUCCAAACGUCCACAACUACCCAGAUAUGGAAGCUGUACCCUUGUUACUAAACAACAUGAAGGCAGAUCCCCCAGAGGAUUCAUUAUCUACAGACCAUUUCCAAACACAGACUGAACCAGUGGACUUAUCAAUAAACAAAGCCAGAUCGUCCCCUACAGCAGCCUCGUCUUCACCAGUUUCCAUGACAGCAUCAGCCUCCUCCCCUUCUUCUACUUCUACUUCUUCUUCUUCUUCUAGUCGACCAGCUUCAUCGCCCACGGUAAUAACGUCGGUAUCUUCAGCAGCAUCUGUCCCAUCAGUAUUAACUCCAGGUCCUCUUGUGGCCUCUGCAUCUGGUGUUGGAGGCCAGCAGUUUUUGCACAUUAUCCAUCCAGUUCCACCUUCAAGCCCCAUGAACUUGCAGUCCAACAAAAUGAGUCAUGUGCACCGUAUACCCGUGGUGGUACAGUCAGUACCUGUUGUCUAUACAGCUGUGAGAUCACCUGGGAAUAUGAACAACACUAUAGUAGUACCACUGUUGGAGGAUGGGAGAAGCCAUGUCAAAGCACAAAUGGACCCCCGAGGCCUAUCUCCCAGACAAAUUAAAAGUGACAGUGAUGAUGACGACCUGCCAAAUGUGACCUUAGAUAGCGUUAAUGAAACUGGAUCUACAGCGCUCUCCAUAGCCAGAGCAGUACAAGAAGAGAGCAUGUGGGGCUGUGCCAGGUCAGCUGCUAACCCUUUUCGUUUUUUCAACUCCAGGAGAUGGAAAGACGCGACCUCCCCAGCAGGAGCAGGAGCAAGUUCAAUUUCACCAUUCAGUAUUGAGAGCACAAGGCGUCAGAGAAGGUCUGAGUCUCCAGACUCCAGGAAGCGGCGCAUCCAUCGGUGUGACUUCGAGGGAUGCAACAAAGUGUACACAAAAAGUUCCCACCUGAAGGCUCACCGGAGGACGCACACAGGAGAAAAACCCUACAAAUGUACCUGGGAAGGCUGCACCUGGAAGUUUGCUCGCUCCGACGAACUGACGAGGCAUUACCGCAAGCACACGGGAGUGAAGCCAUUCAAGUGUGCAGACUGUGACCGCAGCUUUUCCCGCUCAGAUCACUUGGCGCUCCACCGCCGCAGGCACAUGCUGGUUUGAGAAACGCUACCUGUUCCAGCCGAGCUUAAGAGCUGGGUCUCUUAACUACCCGGAGUGAAUUCAGCAGGGCUGAAUCCCCUUCUACAGUGUUAACAGGCAGGGCUGUCCCUGCUGUCUGUAACAAAAAAAAAUAAUAACAAAAAAAAAAGCAGGAAAAGAAGUGCCACUCUUCUCCUCGCCAUCUGAAGUUAACCCCAUCUGCCCCUCAGCAUGGUUACACCCCAAAAGUGUCAUCACAAUCACCUGGGAAAUAGCAGCCGAAAUGCUACAGGAAUGGGCAUUAUUUUACAUGCUGCGUCCUUUGAAAAAAAUGUUUAUAGCUUGUAUGUUUUCUCAGCUGUCGGACAUUUUAUUCCUGAAAAAUCACUGCUGAUUGGAGGAUCAGAUGCCACAAAUCAAUGAUGAUGAUGAGAGCAAGACUGAUAGACCUUUAUUAUCCCAUCUUUUCCGCUUGUUUUGAAUACCACCUGGCCAGUGUCAGUCUCACGCCCAAGCUGUGCUACAGACAAGCUGCGUGGGAGUAGGCGAGAAGAUCCUGCUGGAGAGGUCCCACCUUCGGAGCCGAAGGGUUGCUGGAGCAGACUUUUGCAAUAACAAUGGUGGCAUUUUAAUGUUGUACCACAAGUUGUCAUUAUGCCAUUGAGGACACCAGCCAUUUAACCUUUUUCUUUUAUCCUUUUUUUUCCUUUCUUUUUCUUUUGUUGUUGUUGUUGAAGUCUGUAAAAUAAAAAAGGGGCAGCAGUAUUUCUGCUGAAAGUACAAUAUUAAGUAUCUGUAUUUUACCAUGGACUUAUUUAGAACCAUUUCCUGAUUUGUAUAGAAAAAGCCGAUCUGAAAACUACUACCCCGUUCUCAAAGUGCAGUUUUCUUUCAUGCAGGUAUCCUCUUCCCCGUGACCAGUGUUUGAAUGCAAAGAAGUAGUCAGAUCUUAUGCUCGCUGGUACCAAGGUUAGGGGUGUAGGCAUCUGUGGAAUGGAAUUGAAUGUACCCACAAAACAGAAGAAAGGGCUGCGUCUCUUGCAGAGAAAAAGCAAUAAUGAGUAAAAUGGUUCUCAAAACAAUAAUUCACUCCACACCAACAGAAGGCAGGGAUGCAGAAUAGCAUGUAAGACCAUUUAAGUCAAUCUUUCUGAUGGUUUCACUGACCUGCUAGGUACCACAAUUAAGUACAUUCAUUUCCUUCAACGUAAAACUUAUUUGUGUCUGGAAAGCAAGACAGAUAAAGGAAAGAUCUGAGCGUUGAGGAGUCAGUGGAUGAACUGUAAGUAGGAAGGAGAGAUGGUUCUGGAUUGGUGCUCUGCAAGACAUUAUGUUUCUCCCUGGGAAUUAGGGAAUAACAAGAUUUUGCCAGCUGUCUGUUAUGAUACAAAUGGCCCUUUAUAUGGGUAGCAGUGGCUGCCUCUGCUGGGAUUUUCAAUCCAAGACUUUUCAGAUUAAAUAAAAGGAAAUUCUUGAUCAUUCCCAUACAGCCCUAUAAUUGUGAAUCAAUUUAUAUUAAUUACAUUAUGGAGGAAAGAGAGAAACUCUUAGUCAUCAGUUGUUCGUGAAAACAGAAUAGUGUUUUUCUGUUUUCCUUCCUCACAAGGAUCUGCCUAUUCAGCUAAAUGCGACAAAGAAGGGGCUUGGCAAGAUUUUUAAGUGUUGAGACUUUUAUAGCUUAGAGAUAAAAGAUGUAUACAUAAAGGUCUUUUGCAGUGCAUUUAAUUAUGAAUAUUUGGUUCCAGGAAUUGCACAGAUUAAACUUGUGAUGGCACUUGUUCAUUUUUAAAUGUUUGAUCAGUCUGAAUUCAUUUCUGAUUCCUGAAGUAAUGGUUGUAAUGUUGGUGGGGGUUCGGAAAUCAAGAUAAUCUUUAAGAAAAAGCAGCACAGAGUAUCCACACAAAUACUGAAAGCAAUUGCAGUUAAUUGAGGAUUAAUAAGACUGGGAUAAUACUUUCUAACAGCGUUUAGAGGCUCUAGAGUAUGAUUGUCUUUAAAUACAGUGUAAACGUUCCCCGAUAAUGGAUAAUUUAUCAGCUCCCUUAAAGAACUUCAGUACUGUUAAAAUUCAGUUUCCCCUCUUCUGACUGGUCAACAUAGAAACCCAGGACAAAUUAUCAGCAGCCAUAGCAGGAAAAAUGCCUCUCCCAUUUCCCACUGACCACGCUGGUAAUCAUCUUCCACAAAAUUUGGCAGUGUUUAGUACCCAGCUCAGAGUUAGUAUUCAAGCAGCAACACCGAGUGUCGAUGCAGUUUAAAAAAGGCUGAAACGAACAGGGGCUUUUUGAUAGCCCAUAACGCAUCGUGGAGCAACAGAACUGGGUUUUUACCAACAGCGUUACUUACUUAAAAAACGGAUUGUCAGUGUUGUGCCUGAGGAGGUUCAUGGACUGCAUUCAAGGUCUACUUUUAUGUGUUUCAGUGUCAUUCCCUUUAAAUGAAUCACUCGUUCUCAAUGUUUUGGGAAAGAAUUCAGGUCAGGUACAAGUCAAUUUAUAUAAUUAUUUUCUUGCCUGAGAACAUUUUAACUACCAAUAACUUGAAUAGCAGCAGAAUCUGUGAUUUUCCCCCCAUAGAAAAUGAAAUUUAUUGGACAAGAAACUAUUAAGGCUGUUCUGUUAGCAUUCAAGAGAAGCAGUGAGAGGCAUCAUCUCUGAUGUUGUUCACAAGGGCUGAAUGUAACUGGGAGGGACCAAUGUCUUCUUCACGCUUCCUCUGUAGUCAAUGGUGAGAAAAGAGCAAUUGAGAGGCCCUAAAUUUCAGUGUGCAGCUUUGAACUGCCCUGUGCUGACUGCACAGAGAAACCCGAGGAGGUUUGUUUCCCAAGGCAGAAGUUGCUCUUUGUGAACCCCUUGUCUUUCAGCCGGUUCUCUGUUACUUUAUACAUGUGAAACACAACAACAGAAAGAGGGUCUGGUUUUAUUCAAGGAACCCCAAAGUGACAAGGGGGCAAAGCAGAGCUCACGUUGAGGGUCACAGGCUCAGGGCAUGCUGAUGGGAACAGAAUGAAGCUAAAAGAUAGAGCAGUGCACCCUAAAUUUCCUUAAUUAACAGGCAAAAAUGGAUACUUGGCCUUCCUAGCAGACGUGUACGAGCUUUUUAUGCUGCCCUACAACCCUACCUCUAGACACCUUGGCCAACCAGCAGCAGUCUACCACUGGGUUUCGAGUAGCCAGUAUGAUCCUUGGCAAGUCUCUCUUUUGUACCAGAGCCCUCAGGCUUUGGCCCGAGGUAUUUUUUGAGGAUAUUCUCAGUUUUGGUUUUCCCCUUCAGAAGUAUUUUAAGAGAAAUUACUUCAUGGGAGGAGGGUAUUCGGACGUGGAGCUGACGUCUCCCAGCUUCUCAGGGUGUUCUUCCACCAGUGGCUGUGGUCCAGGCCCGCCAAAUUUUGGUGCUUGUGCAGAGGUUGAGGGUGGUUACUCCAUGGCAUUUUCCUCAAAAAUCCUGGUGUCCCACUGCCACGCUGCGACAUUGCAUAACUGUGGUGAAGGCUUACAUCAUGCGUGGCAUGCAGAAAUACCAGAUCUCCUCUUGGCAGCACACAGUAGGUCCAUCUGAAUUGAGCAGUUGGGAAAUACAAAUAUAUACGGUGUCCCCGUUCUUUCAGAAAGAGAUUUAUGCUUUUCGGUGUGAGUAAAGGACAGGUAAUACCCACUGUGGCCAUUACAGCUCAGCCCACAUGGGAAACUGCCACGAAGUGUCAGAUUUCAGGUAUUUUCAAAAGGAUCCAGUGGAUUUGUCAGGAAAUCUCAGUAGCCAGCAUUAUAUGAAAACAUAACAAGCAAGCAGCUUUGAUACAGAACUUUUUAAAUUUUAAAUUGUCAUUAUUUUUUGAGCACCUGUUUUAUUCAGCACUGUAAAAUUGGCUCAUUGCAACAGCAAUUUAUACUGGGGAUGAAGAUGCAGUAUUCCUUAUUCUCUAUCAUGCUUACACAAUUAAUGAAAUAGGUUUAGACUGACUUGUAUAUAUGAUUAUUUGCUGGAGUAAUGUCUAACAAAAUUAACAGUGUUAAAAAUGACAUCAGUGAUGUUGAUGUUUGGGGUAAACUCACAGUGCAGAGCAUGGACAAAUAGCUGGACAUCCUUUCUCCCCUUUAAUAAUGGGAAUAGCAGUGAUCAUAAGUCUUGUUUUCCAUUAGCCACAUUGAAAAUGUAUUCUAGUUGCCAUUUAUAAAUUUAUCUUCUGAUAAUAAAUGCUGUUUAAUGGAAAAAAUCUCUUUCUCCUUUAUUGAAGGUGGGUGCCUCAAACCAGAGUAGGUUUCACCAUUAAUACCUUGCUUAUUUUUUUAGUUUGAACUUUGGUUUGGAAAGGUCAGUGUGAGAAACUGCAUCUUCCAGAGCAGACGUGCCUAAAGAUGGUUCAGGAAGUCUGCCCUCCUCCUACAUGCUCACCCGUACGCCCAUGCGUGUAAGUGCCGGCACUUCCACAUGCCUCCUCCCAUGUGCGGAUACAUAAACAAGCAAGUUUAUAAAAACAAAGCAAGAUGAAGAAUUGGAAAUAAAUACUGUAAAAGGAAAUACUACCUUCUUAAGAAACCAGCUUGUAUUACUGUAUUAUGCCUUUGCCUGUGAUUUAUAACUGAAGAAGCACACAAAGAAAUUUAAAGAUGAUUGUUAUAUUUUCACAGUUUCAUGGUAGCAUUACGGUUGCUGUGUAAUAUGCUUAUCAAAAUCAUGCCUGUUGGUCAUUUAAAAAUGCUUCAGUUCUGAUCAAUUGCAGCAGUAAAUCAGUUUUUAGUAAAAAAAAAAAAAAUUAAAAAAAAAAAAUAACUAUAAGGAUACUGCAUCUUUAGAAAUUGAAAUACAUUGAAAGUAUUUUACUAUACUUGUAACAGUUUAAUUAUUCUGUAAUAUAUGUGAUACUGGAAAAGUAUUUUCAAACUCAAUUUUUCAUGGGGUGUAAAUAGGUUAAAUGAAGUACAUUUAAAAAAAAAAAAAAAAAAAAAAAACUGGUUUUCAUCAAAAAAUGGUUAAAUAAUGCCCUGCAAAGCUUAAACAGAAAAUGUUAAGUAGAUUAUUCCAUUUUGGGGAGCGUGUUUUCUCUGCAAGACAGAAUGGACACUUCUUUGCUGUUUUGCAGAUGGCAUGUGAUAUAGUGAAGUCAUAUUGUGUCCUUCAAUGUCAAAUAAGUCAACACUCAGAAUGUCUUUGACUGAAUAAAGGAAAAAAAAAAAACACUUAAAAUGAAAAUCAUAUGAAAAGGGUUGUUUGUUUUUUUUUUUUUUUCUUUCUUUCUGGCAAUUUACAGUGAAUGGCAGAUACAGUAACAGCAAACUCUCGUUUGAUUUUAUUUGUUCUUGUAUUUCCCUGACAACAAUGCAUCUCGAAUAAAGGUUGCAGAGCUGAAAUAAGCAGCUGCUCUUUGCCAAUUCCAGGGGAGUUCAAUCUUCUAGGUGCAGCAGCAUGUCAACAAAACCACUGGUAGCAGGACAGCUGUGACAUUUAAAAUGCACAUACACUUCAGCAAGGUAGCCUAAAAUCUAUUUUAAAAGAUGAAACAGAAACUGAAAGUGCCUGUUAUUAGAACUGAUGGGAUGUUCCUAUACUUUUACACAGCAAUAACUUAUGGGAUUCUGUCAACAAUAAGAUGAAAAUAAAAUUGUACUCUGAGAACAAUAAUGCAGCACAGAAGCAAACACAAAGUGCCAUUUGUAUUUUCACAUGUUGAGAUAUUUUGUUAGAAGUUUUAGUUAUUUUCUCAAAUAACGUCUGUCAUAUACUUGUGAGAUGAGAAUGGGUCUUAGUUUACAAAUUACUCAUAUCCAUAUGGAUUCUAAGUAGGUAUAAAUGGAGUUGAUUGUGUUUUAUGGCAUUUCUUCCUAAUUUAUGUCUGAUAUGCCCAUAUAUCCAGGGUAUUCUGUAGUAAAAUAUUCCAAAAACCAGCAAUAAGCCCAAUGGAGCUUUUUUAGGGUACACACUAGAACAGGGAUUCUCCUGAAAAAUCCUCUGCAUUGGACUCUGGAGCUGAGUUCGUCUCAUGUCUCCUUUCUCUUCUUUGUGUAACACUGGUAUUUAAUACCAUCUUUGAACUGGUUGACUCCAAGAGAGGACAAAAUAUAUCACUUUAUAUAUUAUUAUUAUUUUAGGAACAAAGGAAUGAAAAAAGUGGGGACUAUUAGUCUAGAAACUAGCUGAAUAACAAACAAGAAGAUGAUAUAACUGGAGUGGAGAAGGUUUAGUUUUUAAUAUUAAGUGGCCUAAGCGAUUGCAUCAGUAGACUGAUCUCACUAGAAAAUGGCCAGAUCUGUCUCUUCCUUUCCUUGUUUCUCAUUUAUUAUUUUUAUUAAUCUAGUAGGUUUCUGUAAAAAAAAAUAAUAAAUUACUGAUGCUAAUGGAGUCUUAAAAUAGUGGUGUAAUGCCAUCCCUCAUGCUUCUCCUGUUCCUAAAAACGAAUUUAUUGGAGAUCAAAAUGUAACUGGUUGUCCUAAUGCCUUUGCCAAGAACAAUUGCUUUCUGUUCUCUAGAUUUGUACCCACCAUUUAUCUGUGCAGAAUUUUGUACUCGUGCAGUUCUACAUUUUGCCCAGAUUUUGCUACCCUCAGUGGGUUUCUGUUUGAGUGGGAGAAUGGGUUUUUGUUUUUAUUCACCAAGGCAGGAUUGCAUGUGCGCAAAGAUGCUCACGUAUGGAAGACAGCGGAGGUACAAAAUAAAAGCAUGUGGCCGUGCGUGUAAAAACUAGACACUGAUGCAUGCCAGUUAGUCAUGUGAGAAGACCACUAGUUUAGUAACAACUUAUUUUUAAAUCUGUUAGACAUCAGUGGAAAUAAUCCCAUCAGAACAUGCAUAUACUUAUUCUGUCAUCCUGAACUUAAUCUCCAAAUAUUAAGCACAUAAAAGAGCUCAAUUCACACUGGGGAUUUGAGGAGAGCACCAGGGAGUGUGUCAUCAGAAGGACAAAGGAAAUGUGAGUUUCUUAUACCUGAGCUGUUUGUUGGAGAGGAGGGCUUGGUCCUUUGUUCUGAAGCUGCAGUGCUCUGAGGAGACACCCCUAGAAAUGCAUGGUGGUGGGAGUUUGGCUGACUCCACCACUAGGUGUGUGAGUUCUUGCGUAGGAAAGGGCAUCUGGUCUUCACCAUCGUGAGACGAGCCAGGCUUUUGGGGUUUCCUUCUGAAAAAAUUAAUACAGAGGGGUUUUGUUGUUGUUGUUGUUCGGGGGUUGAUUUUGUUUGGUUGUUUUGUUUUGUUGAUUUGCCAGCAUACCUCUAUAGCAGCUUGUGCUUACUGACUUUAAAUUAUGAAAUAAACUGAGUUGUCUUUGGAGUGAUUUGUAGAUUAUUCAGUAAACAAUCAUUCAGUCCUCCAGACAAGCAAAACUGUGAAUGCGAAUUUUAGCUAUUAUGAAAAUAAGAACAGCAAAAGUUAUUUGGGGUCCUCUCGUCCAUAUGUGUGACCUGCAAUGUUUCCCCCGGCUCAUUCUCAGAAAUGUCAGUGAGCCAAGGUGCUGUCAGUUAGAAAACACGCGUGGUGGUCCAUUGACUUGUUAAGCCUUGCUUCAUGCUGCUAGCUCUGCAUUUGGAAAACAAGAGUUCGGUGUCUGGUAGGAGACACACUCAAAUAGGUAAAAGCUUCGAUGAACUGCCAUAAGCAUGAACCAUGAAGCACAGAUAUGGGUUCAGAUGCUGCUUUUCUCCCUGUUCUUGCCUUUCUACAUGUGAAGAGUUUCUUUGGAAAUAUAGUUUGAGCCACAAUCUUCACAAACAAACAAACAAACCAAAUUAUUUCAAAAUUCAGAAUUUAUGUUCUCAUUUCUGGCUUCAAACUAUUUUUCAAUGCUAUAUUUGCAUCUUGUUUUUCAUUAAAUAAGAAAAAAAAGAAAAAAGAAAACCACCAUAGUAUAUUUUUCCCUAUUGUCCUAUACAUUGCUUCCUUGGUGAUGUAAUUUCUCCACUGAACACCUACACAGUAUGCUCUCUUGACCUGCUCUGUCCCCAAGAAGUUAUAUAUCCCAUGUGCACUUACAGCAGAAUAUACACGGAGAUAGUAAUGAAUUACUUAAGUUUCAUGCACCACCAGCCUUAAAACCUUCAACCCACACACACAGACACACACAUUCAUACACUUCAAGUGAACGAGAGAUUUAGACACUGCUAUCAACAUGUGGGGUCAAAAAUACCAUUAAUUUGGAAAGUUUCUUUCAGCUGCGUUUAGGAAGAAACAACAGAAUAAUGAAAAAUACCAUUCUUGGCCAAGUCACUUAUGGAUGAAGCAAAUUCCCCUAUGGCAUUAGUUGAAUGAAAUCCUAAGGAUGGGGCUGCGUUUGGCCUCCAACUGUUCCUUCUAAUCAGGUCGUUAUAGCUGUAUGUACCAAUGAGUGUUCAUUUGAUCCUCCUGUGUAAAAAUACAAAAACAUCCCGUAGUUUAUAAAGUGACUGAUUUGGGACCGAAGCUUCACAACAAUGGAAUUAGUAUGCAUGGCACCUCAUUCUUUUUCCUACGAUAAGAUGCAAAAGGGAGGGUCGUUAUCAGUAACCCCAUAGAGAUAAUAGUGUCGAUAGAAGCCCUGUACUUCAAAGGAAUAAAAAUACCAGUGCUAGCAAGCAAGCAGUAGUUUCUCAUCUUUUCUUUUGCCUUUUCAAAAGAUUUUCCAUGCAAAAAUUACUUUUCUUCAACAAUAAUAAAAGUAAUCAUCUGAAGAUCUAAUUUCCCGAUAGUUUCCUCUGCAUUUAUAUGCUAUGUAGUGUUUAGGCAACACCUAUGUUAUAAGUUUAUUAAUAUUAUGUAAGUGUUGUUCUUGUAUUUAUGUAUAGUGUAUGUAUUGUAAAUAUACUCAGAGCUUUUUUUCCUCUUACUGUAAAAUGGUGAUUUUUUUUGCCCUAUGAUAAUGUAAAGGGAAUCCCCUAAUGAAAUUCUGUCAGAGGAUGAUUAUUCCAGUCUAUUCUCAAAGAUUUAAAUGAACAAGUGUUAUCGUUUUUAAUGGUGUCUCAGACAUAUUUUGUUGGUGCAUUGCUUUUCUGUAUUCAACUUUCCUAUGAAUUGAGCUGUGAAUUGAAAUAGAGUUUAAACCUUUAAAUGUAUGCAUUUGUAUAAUUAUCUGAAUGGAGGCAUGAAGGUUAAAUAAAGCAUUUUGUAU